UGUUAGGAAUUUCAAACAUUGCAGUUCUUGGCAAGAUAACUUUUGAACCUAGCUUCGCUUUGAUAAUGUAAGAAACCGAAGUUUCACAGCGAUGUUCAUCAUGAACGGUGACAAAACACUUCUAUUGACUCUGGCGCUGAUUUCUGUCUUCACUCUAGGACACUGUCUAAAGUGUUACUAUUGUGAAUCCGACUCUGACCCGACGUGUAAGGACCCCUUUGAAACGGCGACUGGAAAAUCGAAGGAUUGUGUACUGGACACGAAUAUCACCAAGUUUUUGGGGGAAUUGGUCGAAAAUUGGGAACCCAAGUGUCAGAAGGUGGUCUACGAAAAAGCAGAUCAGUCCUUGUUCUACACACGGGCGUGCUCAUUGCCCGACACUACUUGUGAAAAAAUAAGAAACAUAACAAUAAUAAUGCCUGUGAAAUAUUGCGAUAUGUGUGAUGGGGACAACUGCAACAAGGGCUCCAUUCUACGCUACGAGGCGCUACCCUUAGCUUUGGCCAUCAGCUGGGGUGGUGCUCGAUUGUGGCAGUGAAAAAACAGUUUUUUUAACAUAUUCGGUAAAACUGUUGUUAAAUGUUGGCUACAACGUUUGUGAACUUGUUUUCAGUGCUGUGGUUUACUUUUGAUACUUAUUAUUGGUCAAUUUUUGUGGCUUGCUGAAUAAAUGUUUCAAGAUUUUGUUUUAAGUA
Messenger RNA from Macrosteles quadrilineatus (aster leafhopper), 695 nucleotides. RefSeq lists its product as uncharacterized. The record is from RefSeq and is a predicted model, not a curated record. Bases 92 to 538 code for a protein of 148 amino acids. NCBI's taxonomy places the organism in Eukaryota, Metazoa, Arthropoda, Insecta, Hemiptera, Cicadellidae. Gene Ontology annotation, biological process: sleep; regulation of synaptic transmission, cholinergic; positive regulation of voltage-gated potassium channel activity. The transcript is spliced from 3 exons.